AUGAACAUCUUUCGCGUCCCGUUCUUGAUGGAGCGAUUGGUACCCAACGAGAUGACAGGAAGUCCGAACCAGACCUAUCUGGCCGGCCUGGUCAGCGUACACAAUGAGUUCAACACGGAGGACCAGACGCUGGUCCUUAACCUCAACCAGGCCGCCAUAAACGCUAUCCGCGCCGCCGGUGCCACCUCGCAAUAUAUCUUUGUAGAGGGCAACUCCUGGAGCGGUGCUUGGACAUGGACGUCAGUCAAUACCAACCUGGUCAGCCUGACUGACCCCCAGAACAAGAUCGUCUACGAAAUGCACCAGUAUCUCGAUUCGGACGGGUCGGGCACGUCUGACGUUUGUGUCAACACUACCAUCGGCCAGAAUCGCAUGGAGGGUGCCACACAAUGGCUGCAACAGAAUGGGAAACUCGGGUUUUUGGGCGAAUUCGCCGGUGGUGCUAACUCGGUCUGUCAGAGCGCCGUGACCGGGAUGCUGGACUACAUGCAGGAGAACAGCAAUGUCUGGCUGGGAGCAUCCUGGUGGUCUGCAGGUCCCUGGUGGGCGAACUAUAUCUUUUCGAUGGAGCCGCCUUCUGGGACUGCCUAUACGUACUAUCGGAAUAUCCUUUCGGCUUACUUCCCGGGCAGCUCGACAACGACGACCACCAGCACCAGUACGACGACCACUGCCAAGCCCACUACCACCAAGUCUACUACUACUACUACCAAGUCUACCACCACUACCACCAAGUCUACCACCACUACUACCACUGGUUCUAGCAGCACCGGGGCCGCUCACUGGGGUCAGUGCGGUGGCAUUGGCUGGACUGGAGCGACGACGUGUGUCAGCCCGUAUACCUGCCAGGAGCAGAAUGCCUACUACUCGCAGUGCCUGUAA
This is a messenger RNA of Penicillium riverlandense, 882 nucleotides long. RefSeq names its product putative endoglucanase (gene egl2). The record is from RefSeq and is a predicted model, not a curated record. Gene Ontology annotation, cellular component: extracellular region. Gene Ontology annotation, biological process: glucan catabolic process. Gene Ontology annotation, molecular function: hydrolase activity, hydrolyzing O-glycosyl compounds; cellulose binding. The transcript is spliced from 2 exons. The coding region runs from base 1 to 882 and encodes 293 amino acids. Lineage: Eukaryota; Fungi; Ascomycota; Eurotiomycetes; Eurotiales; Aspergillaceae.